CGCGUUCCGAUGACGCAGCGGAAGCGAGGCGGGGUCCUUUCUGGCCGCCCGCUCUCCCCAAGGUGCCUGCGGAUCUCGGUGCCGGCCUUGCGGAGCGCGGGGGCGGCGGCUCCUUCCCCGCGGCGCCGGGCACCAUGAUGGUGGGCAAGACCAGCGCCAUCGCCGCGGGGCUCUGCGGGGCCCUGUUCAUCGGCUACUGCAUCUACUUCGACCGCAAGAGGAGGAGCGACCCCAAUUUCAAGAACCGGCUGCGGGAGCGAAGGAAGAAACAGAAGCUUGCCAAAGAGAGAGCAGGGCUUUCCAAGCUGCCUGAUCUGAAAGAUGCUGAAGCUGUUCAGAAGUUUUUUCUUGAGGAGAUCCAGCUUGGGGAGGAGCUACUAGCUCAAGGUGAAUAUGAGAAAGGUGUGGAUCACUUGACCAAUGCCAUUGCUGUGUGUGGGCAGCCGCAGCAGCUACUACAAGUUCUACAGCAGACUCUUCCACCACCAGUGUUUCAAAUGCUUCUAACUAAGCUCCCUACAAUAAGCCAGAGAAUUGUAAGUGCACAGUGCUUGGCUGAAGAUGAUGUUGAAUGAGUUCACACCACAACAGGGGGAAAAAGUGUUUUCUUACCCCAGAAGAUGAGCAUCAGUAGGGGGUUAAAGGGGCAAACAUAGUAGUUAUGGACUGUGUACCACAUCGGGUUCUACCGGAGUUAAAAUUAACUUUGUGUAGGUGGGUUUCACAGGAUUUUAUUUAUUAUCCCAGUGAAAAGUGUAUUUUGAUAAAAAUUCAUUUUAUAAAUACACUGUGUUGAGUUAUCAAAGUAUCACUAACUUCAUUAUUAUUAAAAGAUGCAGUUGUGAUGUUGUACAUAUAAAGACGUAAAACUAAAAGCUAUUGAAAACCCAAUGCUCAUUUUUUGAAGAAAAAAAAAAAGAAAAAAUUAAAGAAAAGAAGUUAUGGCAAUAAAGAUUUAUCCACACUCGUGUGUCCCUAUAGCACUACUUUGAAUUUCAGAACGUUUGGGUGUCAGAGCAGAGCAAAUGGUCUAAAAAAUAACAGCGUUUAAUGAAACCAAAAGCGUUAUGGCUGGUCUUCCAGUGCUUUUAGUUAAUUCAAAACCUCAAGUCAUUCCCUGAGAAAAUAGGCAUGUGAUCGUUUAAACUGUAACUGGCCACGUCAAAAAGAAAUGCAAAUCAAAACGGUAAUAGGUGACUUAGCUGCUGGGAGAACGAGAGAUGUAUUUGUCAGGAACAGUAACGCCUGUAGUGAAGCAUGUCAAAACCAAAUCUGCCACCAGGGAACUUCUGUUAAGUAGAUGCGUGAAGUAAAACUGUUUAGAAUAGAACCUUGGGUGUAUGUUAAGAGCACAAAGAGUUUUUAUUUUUAUUUGGAAAGCGUUUUACCUUCUUGUAAGAUAAUUAACAUUUCAGGCUCUGAUUCUCGAGAGAAAUUAUUUAGCAGUCCUCGGUGUUUGGCUUGAAUUUUUUUUGUGCUUAUUCAAGUUACAAAGGUAAGAUGGUGCCAUCUCCAGGCUAAACUAGCUGGAAAUGCUGGAAUUGGGAAGACGUAGAAUGUCAGUAUGUGGAGAAAACAAGGAAAAAAUACAGACUGAAAUGUGUUUUCAGUAUUCUUCUACUACUCGUUUUCCCUCGCUAGGAUAUUCUGAAUUUCAGAUCAGAGCAGACUGGUUGCCGCCAUUUUGUGUUUUUGUGCUGAGGCCACUAUGGAGGCAGGAAAAAAAAAAAAAAGCAAUUAAAAAUGUGGUUUAAUAUUUCUGGCAUUAUGAUUUGUUUCAGUUUCAUGAAGAGAACAAUUCUUUGGUCUAGUGGUGCUGUUACUAGAAAUGUACUGGUUGGCAUAGUCUGAGUAGAAGAGAGAGACUCUGAUGGCGCUCUGUCUAGCAUUCCCAUUUAUCUUUCUCUCUCCAUCCUGCUGUAAGUUUCUGUAAAGGCAAAUUCUUCCAAAACAGGUCUCAGUUUUAGAAAGAGCCUCUCAGAGUCUUUGUUAUGUGGCAGGUUUGUGGUCACCCGCUUGUCACGUACCAAAACUUGGGAGUACGAAUGGUUCUUGCUGAGUCCAUCAGCUUGGACAAUUCUUUUUGCUAUGGAGGAGAAAUUUCCCCACUAAUUCCUUAAAAUACAGCUUCAUGAAGUUUGAGCUGCUGCUGAGUCUUUUCGGAAUGGAAAGAAUAUUGAAGUUAAUGGCUGGUAGGAACAAAAUUUCUUGAACAGAUGACUGUAAUUUGGUCUUGUUGUUGUUUAGGUGCCAUAAGAUAGAAGUAAAACUUAGUCUUUGUCUUCAGGUGACAAUGACUGUUUUCCUCUUUUAAUUUGUCUUAGAGAUACAAAGUUAUGCUGCACAUGAGAUAUUUCAUACAUAUACUGUGAAGCAAUAGAAGGUCCUUUGCUUCUGGGAUGCAGCUGGAAUGUUUGGAGGACUUUUCCCUUUGCAUUUUAAUUUUAAAAGUUUGGAAAAAUUCAUAGAUGAUGCUGACAGAAUCUUUACCUUCUGUCCUUAGUGGUGGCGGCAAUUUCACAGUGAGAUCUUUUAGGUUCACCUUUUAGCUUCUUCAAGUAGAUUAAGCUUCCUUAAAACCCAAAUAACAUAAGGCACUCUCCCUUUAGACUGAACAGUUUUUGUGCUCUUUGCUAUAAUGUUGGUAUAACUUUGAAUUCACAGUUUAGCUUACAGCAGUGCUUUUCCGAACUAAGUAUUUUAGCAAAUCUGCCCGUCAGUUCCUUUGAUGGAAGACUCUGCAAUAGUCCAAUUGUGUCUACAGAAGUUCAUUGCUUUAAUAGCUCUUAUAGGUACCUGUACUACUUUAAACCUUCUUAGUUUUCUCAAUCCUGCAAAACUGGAUAUGAUUGAAAUUUUUAGACAAGGAAGCCUUAAGAAGGACCAGUGUAUUCUCAAAUGUUAUAAUCCCAAAGUACCUGGCUAGUAUGUUGAUGCAAGCUCUGAUACCUGAUUUGAGUGCCUUGGCUAAUAGGGUGGGAAGGUGUCAUUUUUGAAUCUUUGAAUAAGACUGAUUUUUGUUUUAUUUUAUUUUUUAUUUUCCUAAAAACUGAAGGUAAAACUUGAUGAAAGCUGGUUAAAAAGAAAGACAGUGUCUAGGUUGGGAAUUGGAUGUUGCUCCAGCAGUGGUGGGCUCCUGCUGUUGUAACAGCAUGCACAGCACACAGAUGUCAGAGGCUCUAAUUUACAACUUGUUUUAGUCAUGAGCAAAGUGCAGGUCAUUGAACAUACAGUGGAAGUGAUGUAUCUUAUUGCAUCAAUAGCAGUAAUGCUGUUGCCUUAGCCAUACACAGUACUGUGUUCCUUUUUACCUUUGCAAUUCAAAAAAAGGUGGAGGUGAACUAUUUAAUUGUGGAUUUGAUGCUGGUGAGCUCCCAGCUGCUGGUAAAUAAUGUCUGUAAAUGUGCUUCGCUGCAGGUAAGGCUGCUGUUUCUCUCGGAACCAUUCUCUGCUCUGUAGUGCUCCAGGAAUGAGGCUCUUGGUUUCAAUGUAUGUGACCACUCAGAAUUUCUCGUAAUGGAGGUCUGAUAAUUUUACGCUAGGAAGUCUCCUUUCACCUGUUACAAGCUUCUCUGACAGCUUUUAUAGCAAAAAAGACAACAACUUCUAACAACCUACAACCAACAGCUACUUUAAUGGUUGUGCAGAGCUAUCUUUCUUUGAUGUUUCACCAUUAAGUUCUUUAGGUAGCAGGAUCAGGCACACACUGAAUCAUCUGGCACUGAUUGCUUUACCCUGAGGUAUGACAGAAUAUUACUGCUGCCCUUCUAAAAAGGUGAAAUCCCAGCCCUAGUCCUGCUGUGUAGGAGGUUAGGAAACCAUCAGCAAAGUGAAGCUCAAUCUAUUUAUGCACCCAGAAGACUCUUCCUAAAAUUUCAUGUGUACAUCUGGUGGUGGUGUGUUGAAAGUCCCUUAGGCUCAACACUAGCCCUACAUGACCAUCGUGUUAAAAUUAAUGUGAGUUAAACGUCAAGGAGGGAGUCUUUGAAGUGGUCACUAAGUGCUUUUCUUGUGUUUCAAAGGCGCGUUGAAUGGUUCACCUGAGCUGAGUUUUUUCAACAAUGUAGGUAUGAAAGGGGUUGGUGUGAAGAAUAUGAUUUCUUCAAGGUUUCUAUUGUACCCAAGUCUUGGUCUGGCUUUCAGUUUGUAUGCUUACACUGACCAGUGCAGAUUUAUGUUCUUGUCUGGGGUAGGACUGAAAAAAUAACCUCUCUGCAUAGCAGUCAUAUUUGACCACAAGUCUGUCUUGCAAAGAGCUGAAACGUGCUUAAUACAUAAGGAUGAGUAGCUUUUAGGCACUGCAGAGGCUGAGCUUCUGGUGUACUUGCUCUCUGCAGUUGUACCAAAACGGAGCUUCCCAAAGAUGUGGGCAUUCAGUGCUGUUCUGUCACGUCCUGUGUAUGAAUUUAUGAAUGAAGCCACAGAAAACAGCCGGCCCUUCUGUGAUAUUUCCAUACCAGGCUGCUCUGCUUACUAGAGCCUAAGUCAUGUGCAGGUUCUUUCCAAAUACAAGACUUUCUGUUUGUGCUUAAAAGGAAAGUCAGGGUUCUCACCUCCCUGAAAUAGGGGCUCACAGGUGCUACCCUAACAUCGUAUACUGUCUGUCAUUAGACGAGGUGACUACCCUCUGUUUCCUGAUCACUGCUGUAACCUAACAAGCAUGAAUUCCUAAAGGCUUGUACGCUCUAAGCUUUUGUAUUUAGAGGUGUAGUUCCAGUCCCUGGUUUGUGAAGGUCAGGCCUUGAUUUAGUGGCUUGAUAGAUAUGUGUCUUGGAGCUCUUGCUCAGUUACCAUCAUUUCCUUUGUGCUCUGAGGAUGUUCUUGUCUCCUUGUCUUUGGGAUGAGAAUGUCACUGGGACUCACCCAUUCUGCUAUGGUCACCGAAUGGGGUGCUGAUGCUCCUAAAGGUGUUGCUGCAAUAUAGCUCAUGUGGCUUUCAAAUAUCAAAUUUCUACACUGCGUGGAGACAGGAAACAGCAGCUGCCAGGUAAUUCUGCCUCUUCGCACCUUGGGCCCUUAGGACUGUGAAAAACCGAUUUGGUCAUACUAUCAUUUAUUUGAGCAGGUCUUAGUCUAAACAGCAGAGGGCAGUUUUGCACAUCUGUUCUGUGUAAGCUCAGAACAAUCCUGCAAAAUCCCAGUUUUCAGAAUCUUCACGUCUGGAAGGGUGUUGCAAUGCAGCAUUUUGUCCAAACAGAUUUCAUACAGUGUACAGUACAGGGCCAGUGGGGGCAGCAGUGUGGCAUCUGUUUCUACUGACACCCAAUUUUGGCACUUUAAAUCCCCAGACGUUUGUUGUGGUGAAAUAAUUACAGUCAUUUCCCUUCCUCUGCAUCCCUCAGCCCAAACCAGGUAUAUAGGGAAGCCACCUGCGUUGUGCAGCUUAAACCACACCAGAAAAUGCAACUGCAUGUCAUUCCCUGACAUGUCAUAGAAGGAUUCCCCCCUGCUCAGAUGUGAUUUCUCUGGAUAAGCUUUGUUAGCCUGAGUGAAAUGAGAGCUGUCAGCUGCAGUAGGGGUGGGAGAGAAAAAUAUGGCUUUACCCUGGAGGUGGGGUUAACCACCUCCCACUUCCCUCCCACCUUUCCCCCCAAAAAACCAAACUGUUGGCAUUAGGGUGCAGUUCUGGUGCAAUCCUGUAGCUGACACGGAGGAGCUGGUUGGCUCUUCAGUGCCUAGGAGGCAGCUAUUAGUAGCAGAAUGGCACUCUGGCUUAAGACCAAAUCAUAAACCACUCCUGCACGUCUGAAGUGCUGUUUCUGUGCUUCAUGGUUGUGUUUGCAGAGGGAGGUAUGUGUUGGUACUGUACGUGUAAAUGGAAGUAUUCAGCCUCUGUAUUAUCCAUCGGUGGGCAUUUUUUAGACGUUUCUCUGGUUAUUACGAAAUAUUUCAGAGCCUGCUUAAAGCAUAGCAAGUACCUGGAGAAAGUGAGCUGUUUAAUAAAAAAAACCAUCUCUGCAAACCAGGCUUUUCUGUCCUUAGGUCAAUCUGGAUGUGUUACACCCUCUAAGGUAGCCUGAAAGACACAGAAAUUUGCUGUAACAAACAAAUCUUUGCCCGCUUUGGCAUGUAUGUAAAAGAGCAUUUCCUGGAGCUCUGGAACAACCUGAUUAGCAUCUCUUGUUGUAUUUAAAAUGUUUAAUUAGAAGUAAUGUACUUUCCGCUGUGAUGAUUAAAAUGACAAUGAUUAUUGCAUGAAUUUGUUAAUUAUAAUGCAAUGACUAAUUAAAUGGAGAAAUGGAGAAAAGGGA
Messenger RNA from Coturnix japonica (Japanese quail), 6251 nucleotides. It is a transcript of the gene TOMM20, whose product is annotated as translocase of outer mitochondrial membrane 20. Gene Ontology annotation, cellular component: mitochondrial outer membrane translocase complex. Gene Ontology annotation, molecular function: transmembrane protein transporter activity. Lineage: Eukaryota; Metazoa; Chordata; Aves; Galliformes; Phasianidae. The record is from RefSeq and is a predicted model, not a curated record. Gene Ontology annotation, biological process: protein targeting; protein import into mitochondrial matrix; intracellular protein transport.